Galeopterus variegatus (Sunda flying lemur) is the source of this 871-nucleotide messenger RNA. RefSeq names its product small muscle protein, X-linked (gene SMPX). Gene Ontology annotation, cellular component: muscle tendon junction; M band; costamere. The transcript has 6 exons. Lineage: Eukaryota; Metazoa; Chordata; Mammalia; Dermoptera; Cynocephalidae. The record is from RefSeq and is a predicted model, not a curated record. The coding region runs from base 585 to 845 and encodes 86 amino acids.
CCUCUCUGAGAAGAAAAGCCCUUUUCCCACCAUCACUGCUAUUCCUUCCUGUUUGGAUGCUCAUGAAAGAUCCUGAUUCUUGGAGCUGUGGCAGCCAUCUUGGGAACAUGAGACCUGAAAACAAGCCAACUGCUUCUGUUUGAAAUGCAUUCAGCUGCAGGGAGCAGAAACAUGACUUCAGGGGCUCAUACAAAUCAGAGCUGCUUUUCCUGGCAUAACAAGAAGACUGGGAAGUAGUGUUGCUGGUAACUGUUCAGUGGCUCAACUGUGCUGGCAGGACUCAGACAUGGGGCUCACUUCCACCCAGUCGGUGAAUUUGAAGUCUGUCCACUCUGUUUAAUACUUCUGCUGAAGGCGAAUUCUAUGUAAAGCCCUGAGCCAGGAUCAGCUCCUGAUACUGGGAGAGGCACAGAGCACUCGAGCUAUUUCAGCUACAUGAAAAGCAUCGGAAUUGAGAUCACAGCUCAGAGGACACCAGGCAUCCCUUCCACCCUCCAAGGAGCUUUGUAUUAUUGCACCUGGCUGCCUGGAACUUUCCUCAGGCAGUAAACAGAUACAUAAAGCAGGGAUAAGACUGCGUGAAUAUGUCGAAACAGCCAGUUUCCAAUGUCAGAGCCAUCCAGGCAAAUAUCAAUAUUCCAAUGGGAGCCUUUCGGCCAGGAGCUGGGCAACCCCCCCGAAAAAAAGAAUGUACUCCUGAAACAGAGGAGGCUAAUCCUCCUACCUCGGAUGAGGAGAAGAAGCCAAUUCCAGGAGCGAAGAAACUUCCAGGACCUGCGGUCAACCUAUCAGAGAUCCAGAAUAUUAAAAGCGAGCUGAAAUAUGUCCCCAAAGCUGAACAGUAGAUGGAAGAAAAAAGGUGAGUGAAAAA